This is a messenger RNA of Durio zibethinus, 1840 nucleotides long. RefSeq names its product tRNAisopentenyltransferase 2 (gene IPT2). Gene Ontology annotation, molecular function: tRNA dimethylallyltransferase activity. NCBI's taxonomy places the organism in Eukaryota, Viridiplantae, Streptophyta, Magnoliopsida, Malvales, Malvaceae. Gene Ontology annotation, cellular component: mitochondrion. Gene Ontology annotation, biological process: tRNA modification. The record is from RefSeq and is a predicted model, not a curated record.
AUUAAUAAUUAAGUGUUUACUGACGGGCUUCAUAGCCUUGUUUGCAUUUGCCUGUAGUUUAUGGGCUUAGGAACUGAACAAAGCUGAUGUUUGACUUAACGUCAUCCCAAACCCAUUUUUGAAUUCCUUUGCGUUGGCCUGUUUGUGACCCUGCCCCUAAACAACAGGCCCACCAAACAGCUAGCUUCUUAUCCAACCUCAGCAAUUGCGAGGAUUUAGAGACAAACAGAGAGAGGGAUACCGAGGAGAGAGAUGGAAACAAGCACUGAAUUGUCUGCUAGAACCCUAAACCUAAACAAUGGAGGAGAACCCAAAAGGGAAGAAGAGAAGCCGAAGGUGGUGGUAAUAAUGGGUCCAACUGGGUCAGGAAAAUCACGUUUAGCUAUUGAUUUGGCGACCCAUUUUCCUAUUGAAAUCAUCAAUGCUGAUUCCAUGCAAGUCUAUCAAGGUCUUGAUGUCCUUACCAACAAAGUUCCUCUCCAUGAACAAAAAGGAGUGCCCCAUCAUCUUUUGGGUGCUAUUGGCUCAAGUGUGGAAUUCACUGCCAAGAAGUUUAGGGAUUCUGCAAUUCCUAUCAUUAGUGACAUAUUAUCUCGCAACUGUUUGCCAGUCAUUGUUGGAGGCACCAAUUACUAUAUUCAAGCUCUGGUGAGUUCAUUCCUUCUUGAUGAUUCAACAGAAGAUAUGGAUGAAAUAUACUCAAGCGCCCUUCCUGGAAAUCAGCAGACCGAUCAUAAGGCUGAUUUCCAGGGAGACAGUUGCAAUUAUAGCUAUGAUCUUCUGAAAGAACUUGAUCCAGUUGCAGCAAACAGAAUUCAUCCAAAUAAUCAAAGAAAAAUUAAACAAUACCUUAGUCUAUAUGCUCGUUCUGGUGUUCUUCCCAGCAAAGUUUAUCAGGGAAAGGCUGCAGAGAACUGGGGCCGAGUUGAUAAUUCUAGAUACAGUUGUUGUUUUAUAUGUGUCGAUGCUGCCACUCCUGUGCUGGAUCAAUAUGUGGAACACAGGGUAGACUGCAUGAUAGAUGCUGGGUUGCUUGAUGAAGUUUAUGACAUUUACAAUCCAAAUGCAAAUUAUACUCUAGGUCUGCGACAGGCCAUUGGUGUUCGAGAAUUUGAGAAUUUUCUUGGAGCUUACUUUUCUGACAGCAGGGAUGAUGAGACAAGUGAUUUUUCUGGUUGGAAUACCUUAAAGUGGUCAACGAGGAUGGAUGAUAAAUUGUUAAAAGAAAAUAUAAGGGGAAUACUAAAUUCCUCUAGUGAUAACCUACAAAAAAUUAUGUUAGAAGAAGCCAUUGACAAAGUAAAAGCAAACACCCGGAGACUUAUUCGUCGUCAGAAAAGGAGGCUCAAUCAACUUCAGACAUUGCUUGGAUGGAAUAUUAAUUAUGUUGACGCAACGGAAUCUAUAUCGAGCAAAUCUGAUGAGUGUUGGGCAAUGCAAGUGGUUGUACCUGCUGUGAAAAUCAUUAAAUCUUUCCUCAACGGGGAUGAUGGGACAGAGUGUGCUUUGAAUGGGGAAAAUAAAACUAUAAUGGACACAGUCCAAAGGGACUUGUGGACUCAAUACAUAUGCAAGCAGGCCUGCGGAGAUAGGGUACUUAGAGGAGCACACGAGUGGGAGCAACACAAGCAAGGCCGCGGGCAUCGAAAGCGAGCAUCUCGGCUCCGGAAGGCUAAAGUUUGUCCUUAGCAGCAACAAAAACAUCUUUGGACAAUGAUGAAAUUUCAACCAUUUUUAAAAGUAUUUAUCUUGAACUUUUUUAUGACUUGCAUCAUAUUGGACUCUUUGGUUUGGCAUGGGUUUUAUUUUUCUUAUAAUUAUUAAUUAUACAUUUUUAUUU